Molecule: messenger RNA, 1041 nt
Organism: Psilocybe cubensis
Lineage: Eukaryota; Fungi; Basidiomycota; Agaricomycetes; Agaricales; Agrocybaceae
Exons: 1
Coding region: 1-1041 (346 amino acids)
Source: RefSeq, a predicted model, not a curated record
AUGCAUACAAAACAAUCCCAAGGGGGCUCGAUGCUAGACGAUAAAGGACGUACUCUAAAAAGGUCUUAUAGUGAUGCAAACUCUUCCUUCUCAGAAACAAGCUCUACUGGGACCAAACCCCAGCAAACCUCCGUCGUUGGUUCAGAAUCUCGGCUCACAGAUAUCUCUCCUAUGGCUUCGCUUGAAUCGUUUUUGCAAAAGCCUUCACCUUUUUAUAAAACGGCUCCUAACCACACACCUAGUGUCAAGACCAAACAGCCCCAACCAUUUGAUCUGCACCUGCACCCCCGUCUUCGCCUUAAGAAACUCGAAGUUCUUGAGCGCCUGCCAGACGUCUUGUCUCAGUACUGCGACAAAAUCAUUCAAGAGAGCUCUGAUUAUCUCUCAUCGGCACCUCCUCUCCCGGGACCGAAGACUCUUCCCGAUACUUUAGUUGACCCGAUCGCAAACGAAGAUAAGCUGGUUACCCAAUACAUUAUAGACCAUGAGGCACAUUUGCGGGUCGCAUCUGGACUCCUCUUCAAAAAGGGGUGGAAGAAAGUACUCAAUAUGGUCAAACCAGACCAGGAUCGACACGAAGCCAUUGCGGACGUUCUAACAACAAUCAAUAAACAGGUCAAAACCUCUUUGACUAGAGAGCAGAUUUCGGAUAUCGAAUUGAUCCGCAAAUACCUACUUGACGUUUUUGUUACCUUUGAAUUCAAAAGUUUGGUGUGUGGCCCCCCGAUUUUCCAAAGUUUGCGCCGCCUGGAGGGUGAUUUUCCUUGGAUGGCAUGCGAAGAGAGGACAAAUUCCAAAGAUAGCUCUACCUCAUGCGGACGACCUGGUCAUCGUGUCGGCGGCUCGUUGAUUACUACUGGCAGACUAACCACUCCUGAUUCGGUUAUCAUCAAGAAUCUCAUUAAUGAAGCCCAAAAACGCAACACAGGGUCUGCUAAGCGUCUUAAAGAAGACCUGGAACCACUUGCCCUGACCAACAAGAACAGUGUACUCUAUCUCCUACAACAGGCGAGUAGAUCUUUUUUUGUUAAGCUCACAUAA